Messenger RNA from Magnolia sinica, 6285 nucleotides. Its product is annotated as mediator of RNA polymerase II transcription subunit 14. Lineage: Eukaryota; Viridiplantae; Streptophyta; Magnoliopsida; Magnoliales; Magnoliaceae. The record is from RefSeq and is a predicted model, not a curated record. Gene Ontology annotation, molecular function: transcription coregulator activity. Gene Ontology annotation, cellular component: core mediator complex; mediator complex. Gene Ontology annotation, biological process: regulation of transcription by RNA polymerase II. The coding region runs from base 181 to 5724 and encodes 1847 amino acids. The transcript is spliced from 8 exons.
AAUUUCCUUGUCGCCGAGAGAGAUAGAGAGAGAGACAGAGCAGAUGCGUUUGUCCAAACCCAAACCCUCAAAACCCUACCUCUAUCUCUCUCCAAAACCCUAAUUCCCAUGCGCGGAACACCGUAAAUCUUCGCCUGCCCGCCUGCGAUCGAGAGAGGGAGAGGCAGGGCCAGAGAAGGAAUGGCGGAAUUAGGGCAGCGGACGGUCGAAUUCCCGACGCUGGUACGUCGGGCGGCGGAGGACUCGUUCCUGUCGCUUAAGGAGCUGGUGGAGAAAUCAAAGUCUCCGGAGCAAUCGGACUCCGAGAAAAAGAUCAGCCUCCUCAAAUAUAUAGUCAAGACCCGGCAGCGCAUGCUCCGCCUCCUCGUCCUCGCCAAAUGGUGCCAGCAGGUUCCAUUGGUUCAGUACUGUCAGCAACUUGCAGCUACCCUUUCAAGCCAUGAUACAUGUUUCACCCAAGCUGCUGAUUCUAUGUUCUUCAUGCAUGAGGGACUGCAGCAAGCUCGUGCUCCAAUUUAUGAUGUUCCAUCUGCUAUUGAAGUUCUCCUCACGGGAAAUUAUCAGCGUUUACCAAAAUGCAUAGAAGAUAUGGGAAUUCAGAGUGCACUUACUGAGGCUGAGCAAGGACCAGCUUUAAAGAAGUUGGAUACACUUCUAAGAGCUAAACUGCUGGAAGUUUCACUCCCUAAAGAAAUUUCAGAAGUCACAGUAUCUGACGGUACUGCACUUCUUCGAGUCGAUGGGGAAUUUAAGGUUCUUCUAACCUUGGGUUACAGGGGACAUUUAUCUAUGUGGAGGAUAUUACAUUUGGAGUUGCUUGUGGGUGAGAAAAGUGGUCUUGUGAAGCUUGAAGAAAUGCGAAGACAUGUCCUUGGAGAUGAUCUGGAGCGCAGAAUGGCUGCAUCAGAGAACCCGUUUUUUAUUUUGUAUUCAAUUCUCCAUGAGCUCUGUGUUGCCCUCAUCAUGGACACUGUUAUAAGGCAAGUUCAAGUGCUGCGCCAAGGCAGAUGGAAGGAUGUGAUUCGUUUUGAGCUUAUAACUGAUGGCAGUAUGGGCCAAGCAGGGAAUCCUGGUUCUAUGCAGUUGGGUCAAGAUGUGGACUCCGAUUCAGCUGGUCCAAAAACUCCUGGAUUGAAGAUUAUGUACUGGUUAGAUAUUGACAAAAAUGCUGGAGGUUCUGAUUUAGGUUCACCCCCGUUUAUCAAAAUUGAGCCUGGACAAGAUCUCCGAAUAAAAUGCCUCCAUGAUUCAUUUGUCAUAGACCCGCUAACUGGCAAUGAGGCUGAAUUUUCACUAAAUCAAAGUUGCAUUGAUGUUGAGAAAUUGCUCCUAAGGGCUAUUGCAUGCAAUAAACACACUCAUCUUCUUGAAAUCCAUAAGGAGCUGUUAAAAAAUAGUCAAAUCUGUCAGGCUGCAGGUGAUGUUGUUCUUAAGUGCCAUGGAGAUGAACUUGAUGCGGACUUUAAAAAGAAGGAUAAUAAGUCCUGUGCUGAGGAAUAUGGAAUUGAUGAAGUAUUACUUGUGCGAGCCUAUGGCUCAUUAUAUAUUACCCUCGGAAUAAAUAUCAGGAGUGGGCGUUUCCUUCUUCAGUCUUCUAGAAAUAUCCUUGCUUCGUCUGCACUGUUAGACUGUGAAGAAGCCUUAAACCAGGGAAGCAUGAAUGCAGCUGAUGUGUUUAUAAGCUUGAGAAGCAAAAGUAUUUUGCACUUAUUUGCAUCAAUUGGCAGGUUUUUAGGCCUCAAGGUUUAUGAAGAGGGAUUGGCUGCAGUGAAGAUGCCCAAGACAAUCUUGAAUGGAUCGGAUUCGUUGCUUAUGGGGUUUCCACAGUGUGGGAGCUCUUAUUAUUUGCUAAUGCAACUUGAUAAAGAUUUUAAGCCGCUCUUUAAACUGCUGGAGACCCAGCCAGAUCCAUGUGGACGAUCCCCUUCAGUUGGUGACUCCAAUCACAUAAUACGUUUCAAUAAAAUCGAUGUUGGUCAGAUGCAAAUGGUUGAGGAUGAAUUGAAUUUGAGCCUUCUCGACUGGGAAAAACUAGUUUCUUCUUUACCAAGUGUUGGGGGUCCUAAUCAGACUCCAGAACAUGGUCUUCUUUCUGAGAUUGGUCAGGAAGCUUCUCUGCAGAUGGCUGGAUUUCCACAGUCAAUUUUCUCAUCUGUGGUUGAUAAAGUUUUUGAGCUUGAGAAAGGAGCGUCAGCUCCUCCCUUUCCCAUGCAAAACCACCUCUCCUCAUCCUUUAACACAUCUUCUCUUUCUCACUUUGGUUCUGUUCCAAACAAUCUUCAAGGGAUAAAAAGUGGACUGACCUCUCUUAAGUGGGAGGGGGGUUCGCAACUUUCUCAGGUUAAUAAUAUUACAAAAAUUUCUUCUGGUGGCCCCCCUUUAAAUAGCUCUCCAUAUCCAUCAAACAAUAUAAAGGCAUUGCUUCAAUCUGGCCCUGUCAAUUCUUUCUCUCCUAGUCCAGUACGGAGCCCAUCUCUUCAGAGAGUCAGAUCUUCAAAAUCCGAUCAGGAGUUAUCUUCUCAUAAGUCUCCUCCUCAUUCGUUUGAGGUUGGUCCUCGUUCUGGUAUGGAUGAAGAUCAGGUAAGAUUGCUUAAGGAAACUUCAAAAGAGUUGGCUGCUAAAGUUUCUGCGGGUAGGCCAACUCGAGUGUCAUCUCCACUCCGAGCUGGCCCUAGGGUCGUUGGACCAAGCAUGAAAGCAAAUGUGCUUCGAAACAUUCCUACAGGGAAUAUGGUUGGACCUCUCAAAACUUCUGGAUCUAGCCCGUGGACUACUUCCCCCGUAUGCCCUGCACCAGAAUCAUGGAUUUCUAAUAGCCCAAGUUGUGAUGUUGUUCCUAAACAUGACAAAGAUCCGCGGAAGCGUUCUCUUUCAGAUGUACUAAAGCUGAUCCCAUCGCUUCAAGGGGUAGAAGCCAGUACAGAGUCUCGAAAGAGAAGGAAAAUCUCAGAAUCAGCCAACUGCUACCCUGCUGCUUCAGAGUCACUCUGUUCAUCAGUAGUGACAUCUAAGACCGAAGGAUAUACCUAUGGAAGUAUUUUGGCUGAAGCAAACCAUGGGCGUGCUCCUUCCAGUAUAUAUGUCGCUGCUUUUCUUCAUGUAGUCAGGCACUGUUCUCUCUGUAUUAAACAUGCUCGGCUAACCAGCCAAAUGGAUGCUCUUGAUAUUCCCUAUGUUGAAGAAGUUGGUUUGCGAACCCCGUCCUCAAACUUGUGGUUCCGAUUGCCAUUUGCCAGAGACGAUUCAUGGCAACAUAUCUGCUUGAGGCUUGGUAAACCUGGAAGCAUGUACUGGGAUGUCAAAGUAAAUGAUCAACACUUUAGGGACCUGUGGGACCUUCAGAAAGAUAGUUCCAGUACACCAUGGGGUUAUGGUGUCCGUAUUGCCAACACAUCUGAUGUGGAUUCUCAUAUCCGUUAUGAUUCAGAAGGUGUUGUUCUGAGUUAUAAGACUGUUGAGGAUGAUAGUAUACAAAAGCUAGUGGCAGAUUUAAGGAGGCUUUCUAAUGCACGCUUAUUUGCUCUUGGAAUGAGGAAGUUACUUGGUGUAAGAGCUGAAGAUAAACUAGAAGAUGGUGGAGUAAACUCAGAAAAUAAGGUGCAGUCUGGAAUAAAAGGUGCGACUGAGGUUGCGGAUAAGACAUCUGAACAGAUGAGGAGAGCAUUCAGGAUUGAAGCAGUUGGUCUCAUGAGUUUGUGGUUUAGUUUUGGCUCAAUGCCUGCAAUAAUGGCACGUUUUGUUGUUGAGUGGGAAGCAGGUAAAGAUGGUUGCACAAUGCAUGUUUCUCCCGAUCAACUCUGGCCUCACACCAAGUUUUUAGAAGAUUUCAUUAAUGGAGCUGAGGUGGCAUCGCUUUUGGAUUGCAUUCGCCUGACUGCAGGACCUUUGAUAGCUCUUGCUGGUGCAAUACGCCCUGCACGGAUGACGGGUCCUGCUUCUCCUGGCAUCCAUGGUGUAACAGCAGGUCUCAACCCUGCCCCCAAGCAAAAUGGUUUUGUACCGCCAUCUCAGGGACUGUUGCCAAGCAGUUCAACCUCAAACACUAAUCAGUCAACCACGGCUGCCCCUGUUGGGAAUCCUGUUGCAGGUGCUGUUAUGGGUCCUCUUGGGAAUCACAGUCUUCAAAGUGUUGCCAUGUUAUCUGUUGCUGGAAGAGGUGGGCCGGGAAUUGUUCCUAGCUCACUGUUGCCUAUUGAUGUUUCGGUUGUUCUACGUGGUCCCUAUUGGAUACGCAUCAUCUAUCGGAAAAACUUUGCUGUUGAUAUGCGCUGCUUUGCUGGAGAUCAGGUUUGGUUACAGCCAGCAACACCAGCCAAGAAGGAACCUGAAGGUGGGGGUUCAUUGCCAUGCCCGCAAUUUCGCCCUUUCAUUAUGGAGCAUGUUGCCCAAGGAUUGAAUGCUCUGGAAACUAAUUUUACUGUUGGUGCCCCAACUGUUGGGCCUGUGAAUUCAAGCAUUCCAAACCCAAGUUCAGGUUCACAACCUCCUGUGCCCAAUGGGAAUCGGCUAAACCUUACGGGUACUGCUGGAAUAUCUCGACCUACAUCAAUGGGCGGCAACCAGGGAGGUAAUUUGAGCCGAGUGAGCAAUGCUAUGUUGGCAUCUUCAAGUUUAACUGCUGUGGGUUCUGGACUACCUAUACGCGCACCACAAGGUGCAGGUGUCCCUGUACAUGUUAGAGGAGACUUGAAUACAGCCUUCAUUGGGCUUGGGGAUGAUGGAGGCUAUGGUGGCGGAUGGGUUCCCCUUGCUGCUCUUAAGAAGGUAUUGCGAGGUAUACUCAAGUACCUUGGUGUACUAUGGCUAUUUGCACAGUUACCCGGUCUUCUGAAGGAGAUACUAGGAUCGAUUCUAAAGGAAAACGAAGGGGCGCUCUUAAAUUUGGACAAUGAACAGCCAGCAUUGCGGUUCUUUGUAGGGGGCUAUGUUUUUGCUGUAAGUGUUCACAGAGUGCAACUUCUCCUGCAAGUCCUGAGUGUGAAGCGAUUCCAUCAGCAGCAGCAGCAGCAGCAGCAGCAAAACCAAGCUAAUGCUCAGGAUGAACUGGCCCCCACCGAAAUAUCCGAGAUAUGCGACUACUUCAGCCGUCGUGUUGCAUCAGAACCUUAUGACGCCUCUCGCGUGGCAUCCUUCAUCACCCUUCUCACCCUACCCAUUUCAGUCCUCCGAGAAUUCCUGAGGCUGAUAGCUUGGAAGAAAGGAUUGUCACAGCCACAAGGUGCCGACAUGGCCCCUGCCCAGAGGCCACGCAUUGAGCUUUGCCUAGAGAAUCAUGCUGGGUAUAAUACAGACGAGAAUUCUGAUAACCCCUGCACAUCGAAAAGCAACAUCCACUAUGAUCGUCCGCGCAAUGCAGUUGAUUUUGGCCUCACUUUUGUUCUUGAUCCUGCUCACAUACCCCAUAUAAAUGCAGCUGGAGGUGCCGCAUGGUUGCCUUACUGUGUGUCUGUCAGAUUGAGAUACUCUUUUGGUGAAAGUACUCAUAUAUCUCUUGUUGGGAUGGAGGGUAGCCAUGGAGGCAGAGCUUGCUGGUCACGGGUGGAAGAUUGGGAGAAGUGCAAACAGAGGGUGGCUAGAGCAGUUGAGUAUGGUUCUGGGAGUUCUGUAGGGGAUGGUAGCCAGGGGAGGUUGAAAAUCGUUGCUGAAACUCUGCAAAGAGCACUGCAGAUAUCAUUGCAGCAGCUGAGGGAUGGUUCUGUUGCUGCAGGUUCAGCUGCAACCUGAACACUCACUGCUUUGGAAUCUUGAAUCAUCUGGUGAACAAUUACAAACUAAUGGUCUGAAAUUGGUGGCAAGAGAAUGAAUUGGAUUGUGCUCAUUUAUCAAAGCGAUUCAAAUGAUUGGGCUGCUCAAUUGUCAGUAAGAGAGUUCCUGAAGAGGGCAGGCAGGUGUGUUGUUCACCAGUGCCUGUUAUCAAAUUUUAUGUUUUUUUUUCUGCUGCAGGAUUUUGGUCUGACAUAAGGGAGGGGGGAGCUACGAAUUGGAUACUUGGGAGGGCGAUAAAACCGUGAGAGUGGACUGUGUUUUCAAGGGAUGGUAAAGGAGAUGGCUGGAGAGGUGUAUUUGUAGAGAUUGGGAGGGAGGAAGCUCUUUCUUCCCUUUUCUUUUCUUUCCUUGUUUUUUCUUCUUUCUUCUUUUUUUUCCCCUCUUAAUUUUUCCUUUUUGACUACUGUAAAAUAAGUUGGUAGGGUUUUUUACUUUUGUACAGUUGAUUUUGACGAAUCUCUGUAAAAGGAAAAGGAAAAAAAAAAGGGAGGGGUGGAUGCUGGAGGAUGGUUGUACACA